AUGCACAGUUAUCUAUUAGAAUUGGAGAAGAAGAUAUUACAUGAGCUAGAAAAGUGGUCCAAUAUUGAAGAAAACGUUCUCAGGCAGAAAUCUCGAGCAAAAUGGAUACAACUUGGAGAUGGGAAUAAUCACUACUUCUCAGCAAUCAUAAAGGAGAGGGUUCAUAAGAAACAAAUACUGGAACUCACCUCCCCUACUGGUACUGUCUUGAGUGGCCAAAGGGAAAUUAGAGAAGAGAUACUGUUGGUUUAUAAAUCACUAAUGGGAUCAGCAGCAACUACCCUUCCUAUAGUAAAUAAUGACAUUAUGAAAAGAGGUCUUGUCCUAAGUCAUCAACAAGGGCUAAAUAUUUGCAAUCCAGUAACUGAAGAAGAAAUAUACUCAAGCUUGAUGUCCAUUAGUGAUGAUAAAGCUCCAGGAGUGGAAGGUUUCAAUGAUGUGUUCGAUAAAAAGUCGUGUUCAUUGGUGCAGGAGGAGGUAUUUCAGGCUAUUGGGAAGUUCUUUACUAGAGGAAACAUGCACAAGGAUAUUAACUGCACAUCUAUAACAUUGGUCCCUAAAAUUGCUAGUCCUACAUCAGCGAAAUAA
Molecule: messenger RNA, 588 nt
Organism: Solanum stenotomum
Lineage: Eukaryota; Viridiplantae; Streptophyta; Magnoliopsida; Solanales; Solanaceae
Exons: 1
Coding region: 1-588 (195 amino acids)
Source: RefSeq, a predicted model, not a curated record